This is a messenger RNA of Sturnus vulgaris (Common starling), 1450 nucleotides long. The record is from RefSeq and is a predicted model, not a curated record. NCBI's taxonomy places the organism in Eukaryota, Metazoa, Chordata, Aves, Passeriformes, Sturnidae.
GCGGCGGCCAUGGCGGCGCGGUUCAGCGGGGUGCUGCAGCUCACGGACCUCGACGAUUUCAUCGCUCCCUCUCAGGAAUGCAUCAAACCUGUAAAAGUGGACAAAAAACCUGGGAAAUCAGCAGCCAAGAUCAGAAUUGAAGCUGAUGGAAGCUAUUUCCAGGUCAAUCAGGAUGGGGAAGCCCAAAAGCUGGAAAAAGCCAAAAUUACCCUGAAUGAUUGCCUGGCCUGCAGUGGCUGCAUCACCUCAGCUGAGAGUGUCCUGGUGAGGCAGCAAAGCCACGAGGAAUUCUGCAAGGUGCUGGCUCUCAACAAGGUUGCUGAUCCCCAUGAGCAGAAGCUGGUGGUGGUUUCUUGUGUCCUGAAGUUUUGUUAUCCUGUCCCAGGUGUGCACUACGUGUUUGACACGACUUUUUCCAGGAAUUUCAGCCUCUUGGAGAGCCAACAGGAAUUUGUGAGACGUUUCCACAGACAAGCAAAUGACAAAAAAGCUCUGCCCAUGUUGGCCUCUGCCUGCCCAGGUUGGAUCUGCUAUGCAGAGAAAACCCAUGGCAGCUUCAUCAUUCCCCACAUCAGCACCACCAAAUCCCCCCAGCAGGUCAUGGGCUCCUUGGUCAAGGGUUACUUUGCAGAGCAGAAGCAGCUGCCCCCUGACAGGAUCUACCACGUCACAGUCAUGCCCUGCUAUGACAAAAAGCUGGAGGCCUCCAGGCCAGACUUUUUCAACCAGGAAUACCAGACCAGGGAUGUGGAUUGUGUCAUCACCACAGGAGAAGUGCUAAAGCUGCUGGAGCAAGAAGGAGUGUCCCUGUCAGAUAUGGAUCCUGCUCCCCUGGACAACUUGCUCGGCGGGGCCGCGGGGGAGCUCAGCACCCACCCCGGGGGGGGCUCGGGGGGGUACCUGGAGCACAUCUUCAAACGCUCAGCCCUGGAACUCUUCGGCAUCCACGUGGACUCCAUCCACUACAAACCUCUCAAGAACAAAGACUUACAGGAGGUGACCCUGGAGAGGGAUGGGGAGGUGCUGCUCCACUUUGCCCUGGCCUAUGGAUUCAGGAACAUCCAGAACCUGGUGCAGAAGCUGAAAAGAGGGAAGUGCCCCUAUCACUACGUGGAGGUCAUGGCCUGUCCCUCAGGCUGUCUGAAUGGAGGAGGGCAGAUCAAACUGGAAGGGGAAUCCAGCAAGGAGGAACUGCAGCAGGUGGAGAGGCUCUAUGAAUCCCUGAGGGCUGAGAUUCCAGAGGAAAACCAGGCUGUGAGGGAGCUCUACCAGCACUGGCUGGGGGGCUGGGGCUCAGAGAGGGCUCAGGCAGUGCUGCACACACAGUACCACGCUGUGGAGAGAACAAACUCUGCCCUCAACAUCAAAUGGUGAGGGCUGGCCAGCCCAGCACAUCCUCAGUGCCUUCUGAACUCUCAUCCCUGACCCUCCAAGGGCUCUGUGCAAUUCC